This is a messenger RNA of Hibiscus syriacus, 636 nucleotides long. Its product is annotated as pre-mRNA-splicing factor ATP-dependent RNA helicase DEAH1-like. NCBI's taxonomy places the organism in Eukaryota, Viridiplantae, Streptophyta, Magnoliopsida, Malvales, Malvaceae. Bases 362 to 616 code for a protein of 84 amino acids. The transcript has 2 exons. The record is from RefSeq and is a predicted model, not a curated record.
UUCCCUCUUCUUCUCCUCCUCGUACUACGUCCAGGCCCUCCUUUUGCCUUCAAGUAUCCGACAGACCGGGAAAUAAGAUUAGGUAAAUUUCGAAACACUAAACCUAAUUUGAGGAUUUACUUCUACUUUAGUCAAUAGAUUUCGAGUUAUCUGCUAUCGUGCUAUAUCUGAUUUUCUGUUUUCGAUCUUUUUGCUCGUUACCGUCUCAUCUCAUACUCUCCCUCUCUGUUUAUUUUAUUAAGUAGGAUAAAUUUUCUUAGGAGAAAUAACAGUCCCCAAAUCGCUUUGCCGCCGCCAUUUGAAACCCUGUAAAUAAUCUCAACUCGGUGCGUAUUUUUGCCAUAGUAGAUCGCCAAUAUUAAUGUCGAAUUUGGGAGGAGGGGUAGGUAAUCCUCUCAAGACUUGGGUUUCGGAUAGAUUAAUGUCAUUGCUGGGAUUUUCCCAGCCCACGCUUGUAGAGUAUACCAUUGGACUAGCUAAACAAGCAGCAUCACCUGCUGAUGUAUUGGGCAAGCUUGUAGAAUAUGGCUUGCCAUCGUCUGCUGAUGUUCGUGUAUUUGCUGAAGAAAUAUUUGGUAAAGUCCCUCGUAAAGCAUCAGGUGAAAAUGUGAGUUAAUGUUUUAUGUGAACAAGAGA